UUUUCUAAAAUUAAAUAUUCUUGGCUUUUUUUUCCUCCCCUAGGGUCACAUGAUUCUUUCAGCUACUGGGUUGAUGAGAAAUCUCCUGUGGGACCAGACCAAGCCACAGCUAUCAAACGUCUGGCCAGAAUUUCUUUGGUUAAAAAGAUCAUGAAGAAAUGGUCAGUGACUCAAAACCUGACUUUCAAAGAGCAGCUGGAAAGUGGGAUCCGCUACUUUGAUCUUCGUGUAUCUUCCAAACCUGGAGAAAUAGGACAAGAGAUUUAUUUCAUACAUGGCUUGUUUGGCAUCAAAGUAUGGGACGGGCUAACGGAAAUUAACACCUUUCUUGAGCAGCACCCCAAGGAAGUAAUCUUCUUAGAUUUCAAUCACUUCUACGCUAUGGAUGACAGUCAUCACUUCUUCUUGAUCAACCGGAUCCGCUCAGCAUUUGGAUCCAAACUUUGUUCCGUUGAAUGUGUAGAAUAUGUGACUUUACAAUACAUGUGGGAGAAGAAACACCAGGUUCUUAUAUUCUACCACUACCCUUUGUGUCAGGAAUACCCCUUCUUAUGGCCAGGGAAUAAAAUGCCAGCACCAUGGGCUAAUACAACCAAUGUGCACAAACUGUUACAGUUCCUGGAGACCACUCUUGAGGAACGAAGUCGCUACGGGACUUUUCAUGUUUCUCAAGCAAUUCUCACACCUCGAGUGAGAACUAUUGCACGGAAUCUAAUUCGUGGUCUGAAGAACACACUUGUUCACAGGAACCUACCCAUGAUUUUGAAUUGGGUGAAAGCACAGAAGCCAGGCAUUAAGGGUGUUAACAUAAUUACAUCAGACUUUGUGGAGCUGGUUGAUUUUGCUGCUACAGUUAUUGCAUUAAACGACCUCCUUUUAGAAGAAGAUGAAUUUGCAACUAAAUCCUGA
Molecule: messenger RNA, 909 nt
Organism: Nestor notabilis (Kea)
Lineage: Eukaryota; Metazoa; Chordata; Aves; Psittaciformes; Psittacidae
Gene: PLCXD2
Product: phosphatidylinositol-specific phospholipase C, X domain containing 2
Exons: 3
Biological process (GO): lipid metabolic process
Molecular function (GO): phosphoric diester hydrolase activity
Source: RefSeq, a predicted model, not a curated record